Molecule: messenger RNA, 2409 nt
Organism: Myotis lucifugus (little brown bat)
Lineage: Eukaryota; Metazoa; Chordata; Mammalia; Chiroptera; Vespertilionidae
Gene: LARGE2
Product: LARGE xylosyl- and glucuronyltransferase 2
Exons: 9
Coding region: 829-2166 (445 amino acids)
Biological process (GO): protein O-linked glycosylation via mannose
Molecular function (GO): xylosyltransferase activity; glucuronosyltransferase activity
Source: RefSeq, a predicted model, not a curated record
UGUCCCUCCCAAAGGAAAAACCCACUGCACCUCCACUUGGUGACCGAUGCCGUGGCCAGGAACAUUCUGGAGACGCUCUUUCACACAUGGAUGGUGCCCGCUGUCCGUGUCAGCUUCUAUGACGCCAAUGAGCUCAAGGCAGGAGCCCUGGCCCUUCUCCUCCUCCCCAGCCUUCCCCUCUCCCCUUCCUCCCAGGGCCUGGGGGGAGGAGAAGAGAGGUUAGAGCUGCCUGGAACAGUUCGGUCACACCUACCCAAGCUCAAAUCCCUCACCCCUCCCGGCGCUCACGCCUUCUUUUCCUUGUGUCACACUGAGUAUGUUCUGAUGCUCAUGGGCUCUUCUCUGCCAGGCUCAUGCCCUGCCCUUCCCACCCACAGCCCCAGGUCUCCUGGAUCCCCAACAAGCAUUACUCUGGCCUCUACGGGCUAAUGAAGCUAGUGCUGCCCGGUGCCCUGCCUCCUGACCUGGCCCGGGUUAUUGUCCUGGACACAGAUGUCACCUUCGCCUCCGACAUUGCAGAGCUCUGGGCACUCUUCGCUCACUUUUCUGCCCCCGGAUCACUGAAUGUGAGAGGAUGGUUGUGGACAUGCUCUGGAAGCUGUGCAGUGACUCUCCUUCACCCCCAAGAGGAUUGAGUGUUUAUAGAGGUUGUCCUUGCUCCUGUCUGACAGAAAAUACCAGCAAGUCAAAACAUAAACAUUCCAAAGAGUCUGUCAUGCCCCUGGCUCUGGGAGCCGGGUCGUCCCAGGUGGGGGUGACUUCUUCUCCCUGUGGGCAGGUGUGAUUCUCCUGUGGCUGGACCGGCUGCGGCAGGCUGGCUGGGAGCAGAUGUGGAAGCUGACCGCUACACAGGAGCUCCUCACCCUGCCCGCCACCUCGUUGGCCGACCAGGACAUCUUCAAUGCUGUAAUCAAGGGGCACCCGGCACUGGUGCAGCCCCUGCCCUGUGUCUGGAAUGUGCAGCUGUCUGACCACACGCUGGCUGAGCGCUGUUACUUGGAGGCGGCUGACAUCAAGGCGAUCCACUGGAACUCCCCGAAGAAGCUGCGUGUGAAGAACAAGCAUGUGGAAUUCUUCCGCAACCUCUACCUGACCUUCCUGGAGUACGAUGGGAACCUGCUGCGGAGAGAGCUCUUUGGGUGCCCCAGCCCGCGCCCGCCUGAGGCCGAGCAGCUGCAGCAGGCCCUGGCACAACUCAACGAGGAAGAUGCCUGCUUUGAGUUCCGGCAGCAGCAGCUCACUGUGCACCGUGUGCACAUCACGUUCUUGCCCCAUGAGCCACCGCCUCCCCGGCCCCACGAUGUCACCCUUGUGGCUCAGCUCUCCAUGGACCGGCUGCAGAUGCUGGAGGCUCUGUGCAGGCACUGGCCGGGCCCCAUGAGCCUGGCCUUGUAUCUGACAGACGCAGAAGCCCAGCAGUUCCUGCGUUUCGUCGCGGCCUCGGAGGUGCUCUCUGCCCGGCAGGAUGUGGCCUACCACGUGGUGUACCGUGAGGGUCCCCUCUACCCCAUCAACCAGAUUCGCAACGUGGCCUUGGCCCAGGCCCUCACGCCUUAUGUUUUCCUCAGCGACAUUGACUUCCUGCCUGCCUACUCCCUCUACGACUACCUCAGGGCCUCCAUUGAGCAGCUGGAGCUGGGCAGCAGGCGGAAGGCAGCCCUGGUGGUGCCAGCAUUCGAGACCCUGCACUACCAGUUCAGCUUCCCCACUUCCAAGGCUGAACUGCUGGCCUUGCUAGACUCUGGCUCUGUCUACACCUUCAGGUACCACGAGUGGCCCCGGGGUCACGCGCCCACAGACUAUGCCCGCUGGCGGGAGGCUCAGGCCCCAUACCGUGUGCAAUGGGCUGUGGACUAUGAGCCCUAUGUGGUGGUACCCCGUGACUGUCCCCGCUAUGACCCCCGCUUUGUGGGCUUUGGUUGGAACAAGGUGGCCCACAUCAUGGAGCUGGAUGCACAGGAAUACGAGUUCCUGGUGCUGCCAGAGGCCUUCACCAUCCACCUGCCACACACCCCAAGUCUCGACAUCUCCCGCUUCCGCUCCAGCACCACCUAUCGAGACUGCCUGCAGGCCCUUAAGGAUGAGUUCCUCCAGGACUUGUCCCGCCACUAUGGGGCUGCUGCCCUCAAAUACCUCACUGCCCUGCAGCAGCCUGAGGCUCCCUGACCUCCCAAGGCUGGGCCUGUGUGGCUCUCCGCUGCCCCUGGCCUUGGCUCUCACUCACUCCGUUAUUUAAAUUAUUUAAGGUCUGUGGGAAGGGCCGCAGUGGAGCAUCUGGGGUGGGGCCUGGGGCCUCCCUUUGCUGCUCGGUUGCUGGGGUCUAUUCUCCCUCUGCCCCAGCUGGUUUGGGGCUGGUUCCCCCCUCCUCAACUGUACACCUCUUUUUCAUAAUUAAUGUUUUAAAAGCUC